AAGGUCACUCAAAUAUCUUGUGCGCUGUCUGGUGUUGCUUAAGGCACCAUGUCCUUCUGUUCCGUGUUGUGGCUAAGGUGAGGUUCGCGUCAAUACAACUAAUGAAGUGGAAACUGUCGAGACUUUAUAGAACAUUCUUCGUGAUUGAACGGAAUAGAAGAAAAGAAGGUAUUUUGUAGUUCUUCCGGGGUUAAAUGGAUCUAUGCUAACGGUGGCUUAGGCCUUGCGGUUAGCUAACGACAUUUCACCGAGGUGACGUCCUUCCUCCUGGUUUAAGUGUCCUCGUCCACUGGAAGAGUUAAUUCAAUCCUCACAAUGACAGCUCAGGAAGGAGAGGGAUGGGGAGGCAUGAACCUGUCACCUCACCUGCACACAGCUGAGUGCAAUGAGCUAGUCGCUCGUCUAAAGCAGUGUCACAAAGAGCACAACGUCCUGAAGUUCUUUGGCGAGUGUAACGCUGUGGACCGCGCUAUGCGUCUUUGCUUGAAAAAAGAGCGACUGGAGAAGCGGGAGCGCAGUGUGCAGCAUGCACAGGAGAUGAAAAGGAGGCUGAAAGAAGGGCCCAAAGAGCCUUUAUGAAGGACAUUUAUUUUCCAACGUUUGUCACUGGCACUGAAAUUAAAGUUGUUCCGAUACUGGGAUUUGGGUAAAGCGUGGAGCUGUGUAACAACAUACCUCCCCUGCUGUUUUUGUGUCAACACAGGAAGGAUAUAAAGUAUGAUGUGAUUGUGUGCUUUAAGUAGAUCAAAGUGCUGUUAUUACAAUUUAUUAUUGCUAUUACAGCUGUUAUUUUUGUUGAGAGAAACAUGAGUCAUAAGAACAUGACAAAUGUUGAAAUCAUGCACAUAUACCAAUGCUUAAAAUCAACGGGUUGCUCCUGGAUAAUAAUCCCUGCUAACUAAAACUUACACUGCUCCCAGAACAGUUUAGGUCAAAACAACAAUUUUAAAGUGCUGUGGAAUAAAAAAUGAUAUUAGGUCUCCUCAUUGAUUAGUGCAUCUACGUCCAUAACCCUAUCAUUCAAUAAUGGUUUAAUUGAGCAGUUACAUUCUGGUAUAUUGAUUAUUUUCAUGAAACAGGGAGACCAUUUCAGUGUGUAAUAGAUGCACCGUAAAAUAGAGGACCAGUGGUUGGUUGCUCUUGGUGCAUGUUUAAUAUAUCCUCUGCCAUUUGAAAGUUCACUUGUAAAGAGAAUCAUAUUGAUUCAUGAGAAUAUUUAUUCCUUUAAAAUAAAGUCAAAAUGAUUAUUAAGAA
Messenger RNA from Solea senegalensis (Senegalese sole), 1254 nucleotides. RefSeq names its product C-x(9)-C motif containing 2 (gene cmc2). Gene Ontology annotation, cellular component: mitochondrion. Lineage: Eukaryota; Metazoa; Chordata; Actinopteri; Pleuronectiformes; Soleidae. The record is from RefSeq and is a predicted model, not a curated record. Bases 316 to 579 code for a protein of 87 amino acids. The transcript has 5 exons.